GUGCGCGCAUCCAGUGCUCAGCGCCGACGGCGACGCGAUUGUGCGAUUUGGUUUUUGGUGGGUGUGUGACAUGUGGACACUGAUUUGGAACGUCGCCAUAGUUUUUGAAAAAGUCAUCUAAGCCUCCACCUCCUCAAUGCCAGAAAUUCAAAAUUCCGGAGGAGACGAAAGAGAAUGACGACCACGGUUUGACGUUAGUAUCUAACGAAAACUUUCGGACCUGACCACGAGCUCGCCCUUUCCACGAUGACCCAGUCCCAUUACUCUCUGCGAUGGAACAACCAUCAGACGCACAUCCUAGCGGCUUUCGACGCUCUCCUCCAGGCUGAGACUCUCGUAGACGUCACUCUUGUCUGCGCCGAGACGUCCGUGCGUGCCCACAAAGUCGUCCUCAGCGCGUGUUCGCCUUUCUUCCAACGAAUAUUUUCGGAGAACCCUUGCAAACACCCUGUCAUCGUUCUCAAGGACUUCAGCGGCUGGGAAGUCCAAGCAAUCGUCGAUUUCAUGUACAAAGGGGAAAUCAGCGUGAUCCAAGAGCAACUCCAAAGUCUGAUCAAAGCGGCGGAGAGUCUUCAAGUCCGGGGCCUGGCCAACCAGGACCCUUUUGGUGUAGAUAAAGAGUCCACGUCGAUUAUUAACCAGACGCCGACGCCGUCGACGUCACCCAACGACUUCGACAGGAAUUACUUCGGAAGGUUUCCGACGCCGGGAGUGACCGUCCGGACCCCGGGAGAGCGGUCAUCCCCUUUCUCCCCUUUGUCCUGUCCAUCGAAUUACGAGCCUUCGGUGAAGCUCCCUCAUAUGUCCCGUCUUUCCUUCCCCGAGUCCCUCCUCCCUAGGCCGGAAUGCCAGUCUCCUAUUCCCCGGCGGAAACAAGCGCGGCCUAGGCGGAGGUCGGGCGAGCUUUGCGGUCCCCAGGACCUCACUAAGCCGUCCCCGCCACCUUCUGAAGACGCCAUUCCUGAGAAUCUCAGUGUUAAGAAACCGAAAGAAGACAAGGUGAAAGAUGAGGAUAAGAUUCGGACCCCUGACCCGUCGGGGAGUCCCGAAAUCGACCUGAGUAUGUCCACCGGGGGCUCCAAGGAGUUCAGGUCUUCGCCACCUGUUAGUCUGCCGCCCACCAUGAACAUGAAGCAAGAAAUUGAUAGCCACUCGCCUCUACCGUUCCCACCCAUGCCGUCGGUUUCCGCACUUGCGAUGACUCCUCCGCACAGCAAAUUUUUCGGAUUGGACUCGCCAUUGGGGCUCUUUCCUCCGGGGUUAGACGGUUGCAGAAACCCCCUGUUUGACAUGACGGACCCCCGGACGACGCCCGACUCGCAGCUCUUUGUCAAGAAAAAAAUGGGGCGGCCCAAGGGUCAGCACUCGGCCCCCCGCGGGGGCCCUCCGCGCUCUUGGACCAAUGCCGAACUGACUGAAGCCCUCCAGCACGUGUGGAACAAGAAGAUGACGACGAGUCAGGCGUCUCGCAUCUUCGGUAUUCCUUACAAUUCACUGUUGAUGUACGUCCGAGGCAAAUACGGCAAGAGCCUCAAGCUGGAGCAGCUGCGCAAAGACUGUAUUGGGGGGCCGACGCCCUCGAUGGACAUCCUCAACAUGGGCAACAACAACAACAACUCGUGCAAAAGCGACAGGGACAACGAAGCGAUCCAGCCCAACACUAGACCAUCCAGCACCGAGGAGCAGCACCCUCAACCGCCUGUUUUUAACCCCUUUGCGCAUAACUUUUACCCCGAUUUUGGCACGGGCUUCCCCAUCCCGGUCAGUAUGAUCCAUCUGUUGCCGCAGAGCGAAAAGAGCAGGGACCAUUACGGGGCCCAACCACAAAACGAAGACGACUGUAAGAACGAACGGGUGAAGAAAGAGAUGGAGGAGGAGGAGAUGUUUAGGCCUCCGGCGCUCUCUGUCGACGAUAGGAGAGAGCUGGUCCAGCAGAAUGGACAGGACUAAAGAGGGCGCGCGAGUCGAGGCUUAAGGUUCUUUUUGUUUCGGUUGGUUGUUGUUUAAAUGUUUAUUCUUAGAGUAAUAAGCUGUGCUUCCUCAUUUUUCUCAUUCGUUUCCGGUAUUAGAAAGAAUGUUCGCCGGGUCGUGCCCCCACGACCCGGAGUUUUUUAUAAGACUGAUAUAUCAUAUUGCCAACGUUCCAACAAUUUAACAGUUUAUUUUACAGACUACCACUUUACAGUUCCUCACAUAUUUUAAUAUACAGAUUUUUAUUAUACCAGAUUUCUAUAAUAUACAAACGGUUUUCUGUUUAAACAUUCCUCUACAUGCAACAAUUUUUCAGCUGCGAUAUUAGUAACAGUAACUUUUACACAAGUUUGUACAGUAAACAGAUUAUAAAUAAUAUAAAACAAGAAUAUUUUGUUCUACAGAACUCUACUUUCAGUAUUUUUAUAACCUGACCCGUAAUACAGACUAUUAUACAGAUUUUUAUACAUUUUACAGCAGUUAAUCGUUGAUACUAAACGUUGGAACCGACUGAUGAAAUUCUUUGUUGACGCAACGUUGUGAUUGUUACCUAAUUUCUCACCUGAUUUUUUGGCAAGAUGAUUGAAAAAGCGGUCUCUCAUUCAAAACCGGACAAGCCUUUAGACUAACAUAAAACCCAAAAAAAAAACGGUUGUACAAAAAUUAUGUGUUGACUUAGUGUAUGUAUACAUAAGAAUUCAACUCGUAGAGCAAAUUCGGUGUGUUAAUAAGAAAUUUUGUGAAAAAUUGUAUAAAUUUAGGUCAUUAUAGGUAUACGGUCAACAAAACAAUGUACAAAUCUUCUCUCUUUGGCUGCAAGGAAAUUUAACCGCUUUUCAUCUCGAUCGAGUCACGCUAACGUGACAACAGCAAUUUUUGUGAUAACUAUUUUCUUAUUGAGUCGGUUUACAGCACCAUCACCGCUUGGUGCACACAAAUCACUCGGAUUUUUUUCCGUUACGUCCAUUGCAGGGUACUAGUGAGUUCAAAAACUUGCAGUUUCAAACAAAUUCGAUGACACAUCACUAGGAUAAUAAUUUCAAUAGAAUCUCUGUGUGUGAUUUCAUUUCUUCGAUCCCUCAUUGUAUUAUAUUAAAAAAAUGAAAAAUAAUGUAAAUUAGGAUUCUUGAUAAAAUGUGAUAACAAGUCGCGUCUGCGGCUCGACAUUUGUUAGAUAUAUUUAGUAGUAGUUCAGGACAGGAUUGACAAAUGUCUCUUUUCGUGUUUUUGGGCGACUUUUGACAGUCUUGUCCUCAAGUGAGAUAUAUGUUACCACUGUUCUUCUGUUUAUUUAUUCGAUUCUCCCUCUCUUACGACGAAGGUUGUGCACUUAUAGUAUUAUUUUUCGCUUUUAUUUAUAAUUUUGCGCUUCAGAGUUCCUUGUUUUAUCAAUAAAGACUCCAUGGAAGAACAACUCAGUUUCUGCCGAUUUGUCCUUCCAUGCCCUUCAAGAGAAUAUACUACAGUAAAAUAAAGAAAUGGUGCUGGUAAUUUUAAUUGUUAAGUUGUACAUAUAACAAACAGACAUUCCUAUCAAAGUAUUAUUAAUUAAUUAUUUUGCAAACAAGCAAUUUUAUUACGAGUUCCUUUUAAUUAGUUGUUUUUUUUUUGUAUAAAGCGCACGUGUUAGUUGUAGAUUUUGUUUUAGUAGCACGAAUAUUAUUUAUUUAUUGUUUUAGCACGAGCACAAAAUAGACAAUAUCAAAUGAAAAAUUAGAAAAUCCGCGAAAUGCAGGGUAUUUGAUUUUUCUCCCCCCAGACAGUACCGAUAAAUACUCGAGUGCAAUAUUUUCGAAAAAUUCGUUCGUUUUUAAAUGUAUAAAAGAAUUUUCGAAAUUCUCAAAAAGGAACGUAUCCCUGGCAUAAUUGUGUAUAAAAAUUAAUGUUGCAAUCUGUAAAUGGUGCAAUUUGUAAAAAAAAAAUAAUUACAAUAGAUAAGAGUAAAUAUGUUUAAAAAUCGGGCACCUCGUACUUUUUUUACGACUUUAGUUUCAAGUGGAAUCAAGUUCAAACAGGGUAAUUUAAAACAAUAUCCAUAGAGAUUUAUUUUACAAAAUGAAACGAAAGUAAAUAAUUACAAUGUAUACCAAAAAUGAAGCACAGUAUACAAUUAGAUUGUUAGCAAAGUAGUUCGUUGUUGUAACCAACAACAAAUUAUUUUGCCACGUACGAGGUGUUAAAUAUGUGCAUUUUACAGCACAUAAUAAUAAGAAACAUUGUAUUAUAAAUAUGUAGGUACAUACAUUAUACAAAAUAGAUAUUUGAUAUUUAGGUAGGCCUAGUUUUUGAUGAUGUUAAAAUAAAAUUAAAUAAAGCUUCGUGAAAACGCAA
Molecule: messenger RNA, 4302 nt
Organism: Tribolium madens (black flour beetle)
Lineage: Eukaryota; Metazoa; Arthropoda; Insecta; Coleoptera; Tenebrionidae
Product: protein jim lovell
Exons: 6
Coding region: 247-1950 (567 amino acids)
Biological process (GO): regulation of transcription by RNA polymerase II
Cellular component (GO): nucleus
Molecular function (GO): protein binding; DNA binding
Source: RefSeq, a predicted model, not a curated record